CUCCUACACUCCUACUCAUCCCUCUUGUUCGAUAAAGCCCCUUAUAUCACUCACACACACGCAUCCAGGUGUCCUGAUUGAUGACCUAUCCAUCCGUCCAUCCGUCCACCCGUCCGUGCCCUUUCGCCCCUUUCACACACGAUCACUACGAUCAAUCUCUAACUUCACUACUUCAUAGUGGGCAGGUAGGAGGCCACGCCCUCGCUCGUCGGCUUCAUGCCCUUGGCGCCCUUGGUCCAGUUGGCGGGACACACCUCGCCCACACUCUCGUGGUGCUGCAAUGCAUCCACCAUGCGCAACGCCUCGUCCACCUGCACACACACAUACGGAGGCAGGAAGUGUGUCUGUCUUUGUUGCUUGAGCCGGCCCUCCCUCACCGAUCUGCCCAGUGGGAGGUCGUUGAUGACUGCGUGUCGGACGACGCCCUGCUUGUCGAUGAGGAAGAGGCCACGCAGUGCCACGCCCUCAGACGGCAGCAGCACCUGGUACUUGUCGGCGAGCUCCUUCUUGACGUCGGCCAGCAGCGUGUACUUGAUGGGACUGCACACACACACACACACACACACACACACGCAGACACACAGACACAUGUGGCAGCAUCAGAUCUGGUGCUUCGCCGUGGUCGCCGUGGCCGCCUCCCUCCCUCCCUCACCCGAUGCCUCCCUUGUUGAGUGGCGUGUCCCGCCAUGCGUGGUGGACGAACUUGCUGUCGAUGCUGCACCCUAUCACCUCAACAUUGCGGCUCUGCACAGUGACAACAGCCAGACAGCCAGACACACAGACAGACAGUCGCAUGUGGUGACUGACAGAUCCAUCGCAUCGAUGCGCACCGCACCCACCUGAAAUUCGGCUAUCUUUUGGUCAAAGGCGACGAUCUCAGACGGGCAGACGAAAGUGAAAUCCAGAGGGUAGAAGAAUAGCACCACGUAUUUCUUGCCCUUGAACGAGGACAAAGACACUUGGUCGAAGGAGCCGUCGGGCAGGACGGCAUCCGCGACGAAGUCCGGAGCUGCACGGGAGACCAAUGACGCCAUAGAGAAUGGAAUCUGAUUCGACUUUGUGGACAGGCGAGCCGAGGGUAUGAAACCCUGCACACCGAACCCUGGCAUGGGGGCGUCUCGGGGUUGCGGAUGUUGUAGCGCGGUCCACGUUUGACGAUGUUUUCGUGGACAGACGCAUGGAAGGCGACUCUGGAGGAGGUGACUUGGGCCAGGACAAGAAGCAAGAGAACCGUCGAAUCGGCGUCGAUGCGUUCUGUGAACUGUGUUUGUUUUCGAAAUCGGCCUGCAGCUGGAGAAAGAAUCGGAGAACAGGAAGGCGGACAAAGGAGAGUCGAGGGCCCUCCCCAAAGAUCUCACCAAAUGGAUCAAGGUACUGUAUAAGGCAGCAUUUCUUGCCUCCGCGCUUCCAAGGGCGCUUCAU
Molecule: messenger RNA, 1422 nt
Organism: Vitrella brassicaformis
Lineage: Eukaryota; Vitrellaceae
Source: the annotation of a GenBank genome assembly